This is a messenger RNA of Colletotrichum godetiae, 894 nucleotides long. Its product is annotated as C2H2 type zinc-finger-domain-containing protein. Gene Ontology annotation, biological process: ribosomal large subunit biogenesis. The record is from RefSeq and is a predicted model, not a curated record. Gene Ontology annotation, cellular component: preribosome, large subunit precursor. NCBI's taxonomy places the organism in Eukaryota, Fungi, Ascomycota, Sordariomycetes, Glomerellales, Glomerellaceae. The transcript has a single exon. The coding region runs from base 1 to 894 and encodes 297 amino acids.
AUGACAGAGCCAUCGAUACCCCAGUCGAUCUCUGUCGCCAAGCUCGACAAUCAGAUCGAAUCUCUCAACGGAAGACUCCAAGAAGCGUCGCUUUCGGACUCGGGCAAAGAGGAGCACGACACCGAAUCAUCCGACGAAGACACUGUGCCCCAAGAGAUCCCCAACCCCAGCCAAUGUCUCUUUUGCAAUGAGCUCAGCUCAGGAUUCUCAGAAAGCAUGACACACAUGCAGAAGCGCCACGGACUCUCAAUACCGAGUUCUGAAAGAUUAAUAGUGGACCUCCAGACGUUGGUCAAGUACUUUCAUCUCGUGAUGACCGAGUACAAGGAAUGUCUCUACUGCGGCUCUGUCCGGAACACGGCCCAGGCCGUCCGGCAACACAUGGUGGGGAAGGCACACUGCCGGAUCAACAUCGAUAGGCCAGGCUCGGAGUUUCGAGACUUCUACGAUCUCGACUCUAGUCAUGGCACAGACAGUGAGGACAACCCUGGACACCAGCGUUUCGUCGACUCGGACCGGAACACCAGAGAAUUGGCAUCUGGAAAGAUCGUGUCGCAUCGCAACGCCAAGAAACCCAGAUAUCACCGGACUCCUCAGAAUGACGAGAGGGACAGCGACAUACUUCUGAAUGGGGGAGCUUCGCCAAGCGGAGACACAUCGACAGCCUUGACAGCAAGUGGCAAUGGCAAAAAGGUUUUGACAGCAGCAGCAGACAAGCAGAACAGGAUAUUCGAGAGGCAAUUGGACACGCUGCGUCCGGCCGAUCGGCAGGCGCUGGUGCAUUUACCGCUUCCAAAACAGAGAGCGCUGGUUGCAAAGGCGAAGAAACAGCAGGAGACUUGGAAUAGCGAGCAGAUGGCGCAGAAGAUCAAGAUUCAAAUGAAGGCCAGAUGA